GGUCGGUUUGCGCUCGGGUCAGGUGCGCGCCGGGAGAGCGACUCCAAAACGCGCAGCUGCACAGCUGAUUUAACGCUGCACAAAAACCGAGAUCGCUUUGAAAUAUACACAAAUAUAAUAUAGAAAGCUAAGAGGGGGAUUUACCGAAGUCUUGACACAAAGACACAGGAGAGCAACAAUACUGUCUGCAGGAACGCUGAUGGAAACGCACCUGACCAUAAACCCUUGCCCAGAAAAUUCCGUGCAAUGAAGCAGCACAGACCAGCUGCAGGUGCUUUUGCUUACCUUUCAACUUAAUCCGAAGAGCAAAGAAUAAAUAAUGAACUUGACGGACUCUGUUUGGCUCUUGGAAGAGCCCUGGAACCUCAGCCGUGUGGAGGAGGAGGACGAGAAACUUUUAUUCGGGAUCGGCACGGAUAAUUUCAUCACGCUUCUGGUUUUCGGGCUCAUCUUUACGCUCGGCGUGCUGGGCAACUCCAUGGUGAUCACCGUGCUGGCCCGGAGCAAACCGGGAAAACCUCGAAGCACCACCAACAUAUUCAUCCUGAACCUAAGCAUAGCAGACCUGUCUUAUCUGCUUUUCUGCAUCCCUUUCCAGUCCACUAUCUACAUGAUGCCCACUUGGGUGCUCGGUGCGUUUAUUUGCAAAUUCAUCCACUACUUCUUCACUGUUUCUAUGCUGGUCAGCAUCUUCACCCUGUCCGCUAUGUCAGUGGACCGAUACAUUGCCAUCGUUCACUCCAGAAAGUCGUCCUCUAUUCGUGUGGCGAAGCACGCUCUUAUUGGGGUGGUGGUGAUUUGGAUACUCUCCCUGGCCAUGGCUGCGCCUAUCAUGUAUUACCAGAAUAUUUUUCAGAGAGGGGAAAAUCACACCUUUUGCUGGGAAGUGUGGCCGGAUCAGAACCAGAAGAAGAUCUAUGUGGUUUGCACGUUUAUCUUUGGUUAUGUGCUGCCUCUGUUGCUCAUUUCUUUCUGUUAUGCAAAGGUGUUAAAUCACUUGCACAAAAAACUAAGAAAUAUGUCCAAAAAAUCAGAGGCAUCAAAGAAAAAGACUGCUCAGACGGUGCUUGUGGUGGUGGUGGUGUUCUGCCUGUCGUGGCUCCCUCAUCACGUAGUUCACCUCUGGGUGGAGUUUGGGACCUUCCCGCUAAACCAAGCCUCCUUUGUAUUGCGGGUGGCUGCACACUGCCUGGCGUACAGCAAUUCAUCAGUCAACCCGGUCAUCUACGCCUUCCUGUCGGAGAACUUCAGAAAGGCCUAUAAGCAGGUGUUUAAAUGCCAGAUUGGUACCAGUGACUCCCCGCUCAAUGACAUCAAGGACAUUCGUAGCAAAGCGGAUACGCCGCCCUCAACUAACUGCACAAAUGUUUGACUUACAGCUGCCACACCCAAAGUUAUUGCAAGUCAUCAGAUAUGAGUGGGUGUGUGUUUUUGAUGAAGGUACGUAUGGUCACUUGGAUAUCGCUAAAGCUGUAAUAUUCCACAUAAGCGCUGUUAAUUUCACCUGGAUUAGAGGGGGUAAGGCACCAGUGGCUGCAGGACACGAUUACUCCCUCUUUGAUCCGGCUGUGAUUGCUACUGUACAUGUCGUCACUGAUGAAAAAAACCUGUCUGAAAUUGAGAAAAAGUGAUCCUUCUUCAACAGUGACCUCUCUUAAAAUGUAGACAGUGAGUUUAUUCAGAUCAAUGAAUUUAAAACUCUGCAUGAGGAAAAGAAAAACAAUAUUGGUGCAGGUCCAAUAAGUGGAAAUUUUUCAUAAAAAGUAAGAAUUGCAUUAAA
Molecule: messenger RNA, 1780 nt
Organism: Pelmatolapia mariae (spotted tilapia)
Lineage: Eukaryota; Metazoa; Chordata; Actinopteri; Cichliformes; Cichlidae
Product: galanin receptor type 1
Exons: 3
Coding region: 320-1372 (350 amino acids)
Biological process (GO): negative regulation of adenylate cyclase activity; positive regulation of cytosolic calcium ion concentration; G protein-coupled receptor signaling pathway
Cellular component (GO): plasma membrane
Molecular function (GO): galanin receptor activity
Source: RefSeq, a predicted model, not a curated record